Molecule: messenger RNA, 3915 nt
Organism: Beta vulgaris subsp. vulgaris (sugar beet)
Lineage: Eukaryota; Viridiplantae; Streptophyta; Magnoliopsida; Caryophyllales; Amaranthaceae
Product: plasma membrane ATPase
Exons: 14
Coding region: 624-3476 (950 amino acids)
Biological process (GO): proton export across plasma membrane; regulation of intracellular pH
Cellular component (GO): plasma membrane
Molecular function (GO): ATP binding; P-type proton-exporting transporter activity; ATP hydrolysis activity
Source: RefSeq, a predicted model, not a curated record
UGAAAAAGUGUUGUAACUCUAAUCCAAUCGUGUAGUUGAGAUUUAUUCUUAUUUUUCAUGUAAGGAGCAGUGUCAUGUAAUCUUACCCCUAUAUACAUAUACAUAUACUUUUUUUUUUUUACUUAGGAGUGAGUAAAAGAAGGGGUAAAUCGAAGCAUAAAUUAGUAGCAACUGAAACUGAUAAGUGAUAUCAUGAUAAAAUUAGAAUAUUACUAUAAUUGUUCCAUUUGAAAUAAUGGAAAGCCACAUAACAGGAAGUCAAUCCCCCCAUUUAUAGUGAGACCCAAAGUGUUGAUGACAAAUGUCAUUCAAAACUAAGAUUAAACUUAAAGAUUAAUCUUGGAGCACAUUACUCACAGUCACACUCUCACCACAUUGUUUGUUACAAAAUAUGAGAAAUUUUCUCUCAACCACUUAUUGUCAAACAGAAAUCCAUUCUUAUACCACCUCACUCAUUCUUAAGCACAUUAACUCAUCUUGUUCAAUUCACUGAUUACUUUACAUACUUUCUUACUCACUUUUCUCUCUUCAUUAACAAUUCUUUUUUUGUUUUAAUGUCUCUUUUGUUCUUCAUCGAGUAAUAUUUUGUCACAAGAUCCAAUACUGAAUCCAAUCCAAAAGUCAUGGAUAACUUACAAGAUAUCAAGAACGAGAAUGUCGACCUUGAGAGCAUUCCUGUUGAAGAAGUGUUCGAGCAGCUUAAAUGUUCAAGAGAAGGACUGUCAGAAGAGGAAGGAAAACGCAGGCUUGUACUAUUUGGAUAUAACAAACUAGAAGAGAAGAAGGAAAGUAAGUUUCUUAAGUUCUUGGGGUUCAUGUGGAAUCCUCUAUCAUGGGUUAUGGAAUUUGCUGCAGUCAUGGCUAUUGCGUUGGCUAAUGGAGGAGGCAGGCCCCCAGAUUGGCAAGAUUUUGUUGGAAUCAUUAUAUUGCUUUUCAUCAACUCCACAAUCAGUUUCAUCGAAGAAAACAAUGCUGGGAAUGCUGCAGCAGCUCUUAUGGCAGGACUUGCUCCUAAGACCAAGGUCCUUAGAGACAGGAAAUGGGGUGAACAAGAAGCUGAAAUUCUGGUACCAGGAGACAUAAUCAGCAUCAAACUAGGAGAUAUUGUUCCGGCUGAUGCUCGUCUAUUAGAAGGAGAUCCACUGAAGAUCGAUCAGUCUGCUCUGACAGGUGAAUCUUUGCCUGUAAACAAGAGUCCAGGUGAUGAAGUAUUCUCAGGAUCAACCUGCAAGCAAGGCGAGAUCGAAGCUAUUGUUAUAGCCACUGGAGUUCACACCUUCUUUGGCAAAGCUGCACACCUUGUUGACAGCACUAACCAAGUUGGUCACUUCCAAAAGGUUUUGACAGCCAUUGGAAACUUCUGCAUAGUAUCCAUUGUCCUCGGUAUAUUGAUUGAGGUAAUAGUGAUGUAUGCGAUCCAGGACAGGAAGUAUAGAGAUGGAAUUGACAAUCUGUUGGUGUUACUCAUUGGUGGUAUUCCGAUUGCUAUGCCAACGGUGUUGUCAGUGACAAUGGCAAUUGGAUCUCACCGUUUGUCUCAGCAGGGUGCAAUUACUAAGAGAAUGACAGCCAUUGAGGAAAUGGCUGGCAUGGAUGUACUUUGUAGUGAUAAGACAGGAACUCUCACACUUAACAAACUUACAGUGGACAAGAACAUGAUUGAGAUAUUCGCCCCUGAUAUAGACAAGGAUACUGCACUCGUGCUGGCAGCUAGAGCUUCUCGUGUUGAAAACCAAGAUGCUAUAGAUACCUGCAUUGUAGGCAUGUUGGCUGAUCCAAGGGAAGCAAGAGCAGGGAUUACAGAGGUGCAUUUCCUCCCGUUCAAUCCAGUAGAAAAGCGUACAGCAAUAACUUAUAUUGACACAGAGGGGGAUUGGCAUAGGGUUAGCAAGGGUGCUCCGGAGCAGAUAAUUGAUCUUUGCAACCUUGGUCAUGAUGCAAAGAGCAAAGCCCAUGCCAUUAUUGAUAAGUUUGCUGAUCGAGGUCUUCGAUCCCUUGGUGUUGCUAGACAGGCAGUUCCUGAGAAGAGUAAGGAUAGCCCAGGAGGACCAUGGAAGUUUGUUGCCUUAUUGCCUCUUUUUGAUCCUCCAAGGCACGAUAGUGCUGAGACUAUAAGGCGUGCACUAGGUCUCGGAGUCAAUGUGAAGAUGAUUACUGGUGACCAAUUGGCCAUUGGUAAGGAGACAGGUCGUAGACUUGGCAUGGGAACUAACAUGUACCCUUCAUCUUCCUUACUUGGUCAGCACAAAGACGAGAGCAUAGCCAGCAUUCCUGUUGAAGAGCUCAUUGAGAAGGCAGAUGGUUUUGCUGGUGUCUUCCCUGAACACAAGUAUGAGAUUGUAAAGAAAUUGCAAGAAAGGAAGCACAUUUGUGGUAUGACAGGAGAUGGAGUGAACGAUGCUCCAGCCUUGAAGAGGGCAGACAUUGGUAUAGCGGUUGAUGAUGCAACCGAUGCAGCCAGAAGUGCAUCUGACAUUGUGCUCACUGAGCCAGGGCUAAGUGUGAUUAUUAGUGCUGUCUUGACUAGCCGAGCCAUUUUCCAAAGAAUGAAAAAUUACACCAUCUAUGCAGUUUCCAUAACCAUUCGUAUUGUAUUGGGUUUCUUGCUGAUCGCUCUCAUUUGGAAGUUUGAUUUCGCUCCCUUCAUGGUUCUCAUCAUUGCUGUACUUAAUGAUGGCACCAUUAUGACCAUCUCUAAGGAUAGAGUCAAGCCUUCUCCUACACCGGACUCUUGGAAACUCAAGGAGAUUUUUGCCACCGGGGUUGUCCUUGGCAGCUAUCUUGCUCUCAUGACUGUCCUAUUCUUCUGGGCUGUUAAUGAUACCGACUUCUUUUCUAACACAUUUCAUGUGAGAUCAAUCAGGGGUAAUGAGCAGGAGCUAAUGGCUGCCUUGUACCUCCAAGUGAGUAUAGUAAGUCAGGCCCUAAUAUUUGUAACGCGCUCAAGAAGCUUUUCCUUCAUUGAACGCCCUGGUCUCAUGCUUGUUGGAGCCUUUUUCUUAGCGCAACUGAUUGCCACACUUAUUGCUGUCUAUGCGAGCUGGGGGUUUGCACGUGUUAAAGGCAUUGGAUGGGGAUGGGCUGGUGUAAUCUGGCUUUUCAGUAUCAUCACUUACUUCCCCUUAGAUGUCUUAAAGUAUAUAAUUAGGUAUGCCUUGACCGGUAAGGCAUGGGAUAAUCUGCUUGAAAGGAAGACUGCAUUUACAAGCAAGAAGGAUUACGGAAAGGGUGAAAGAGAAGCACAAUGGGCUGCUGCUCAACGUACACUCCAUGGCCUGCAGGCCCCAGAUAAUAGUUCAGACUUGCUCGCUGACAAGAACAGCUAUCGCGAGUUGUCUGAAAUUGCUGAGCAGGCUAAGAGACGCGCUGAGAUUGCUAGGUUAAGGGAACUUCACACACUCAAAGGACAUGUCGAAUCCGUUGUGAAGCUCAAGAAUCUUGACAUCGACACUAUCCAACAGCACUACACAGUCUAAGAAACAAAAUGAUCAUAUAAAGUUAUGAGGAUGAGUAUCUACUCCGUUACUCUAGCAUCUCAAAAUGGACACGGUAGAAGAAAUAAGAAAAAAAUAUGGAAAGGCUAGCUAUACUGGCGUCCUUGUGCCUUCGCGGCUCAUAUGGAUCAAAAACAAAAAAAAUUGGUGUCCUUGUGUUCCUUUUUCUUACAUAAGUUUGCAAGAGGAUAACUUUUUUGAUGCAAACUCCAUCGGCAAUAAACCCAGCCACAGAGAUUUCGCUCGGAGAACAUCCAUGGCUCUUAGAGAAGAUAAGACUAGUACAAUCCCAUGAAAAUAACCCAAAAAGUUCAAAUAAUGUUUUAAGAUUAGUACUAUUUUCAGUCUUAUUUAAUUUUUGGAAAAUUGUCCCAAUACUCUCUCAAAUCUCAAUGAAAGAUGACUCAAUUUUGUCUUUCAA